Daphnia magna is the source of this 3506-nucleotide messenger RNA. Its product is annotated as neuropeptide CCHamide-1 receptor. Gene Ontology annotation, biological process: G protein-coupled receptor signaling pathway. The record is from RefSeq and is a predicted model, not a curated record. Gene Ontology annotation, cellular component: membrane. NCBI's taxonomy places the organism in Eukaryota, Metazoa, Arthropoda, Branchiopoda, Diplostraca, Daphniidae. Bases 1241 to 2851 code for a protein of 536 amino acids. Gene Ontology annotation, molecular function: neuropeptide Y receptor activity. The transcript is spliced from 12 exons.
CGCCCAGCCAGUGACCGGUAUAUUUGCCGCUUCCGGCGAAUGUGGAUCGCGAAAGAAUCAUGGAUCGUUUUCCAGUCAAGACUUGGCGCGCCGCCCUACAGUUCAGAGACUUUUAUCACCUUUGAAAGAAACAAAACAGUUCGUUCCCGUUUGGAUUGGAACUGUUGAAAAGGGCGAUUGAUGUGAGAUCACGUGACUUCAUCUAGUCAUUGGAAUCGCUACCAUUGCUGUUAUUAAUCCACCAUCGACUUAACUAGCGGACGGAUCCUCAUAUGGUCAGACUAUAAAGGAUGAACAGGAAUGCGGAUGGUUGGAAAAUAAUUCAAAGGAUCGUUAACAAACAAAACAAAAAAAAAACGCGUCUAACCGCAUGGUUUCCACUUUGAAUGAUGGAAGUCUAGUGCACGCACAGCCACUGCCGGAUUAGAUGACGCAGACGCAGCCGCUAGAUUCCACUAGACAUGCCGGAGUGAGACUGUCCGAUGUUGAAAGAGAGACGCCGAACAAACCCGACGCCGAUUCCCACAGCAUUCAGUGUCGGGCCGUCUUUGGUAUCCAAUGGAUGUGCAGCCAUAUAGUCUCUUGGGCUACAUCUUCUACGGUCAGUUUUUGGAACGCUAGACACACAAUUAAGUCCUUUGUUUUCCUUUUUCUCGAUCUUCUCUCCUCGCUGGUCUAUUUAUUAGAUUGUCGUCACGGGAGCCGGCCAUUCGUUCGUUACGAACGACUGUUGCUGGAAAUUGGACGUUUAGUAGACGGGGUGAAAGCAUCCGUCAGCUGCCGGGGAUCUUCAUUUUCAUUGUUUGGCCUUGCCAAUGAACUGAGAACUUGUGCAUCAUUUUGAAAGCCAUUUUUAGUGGCAUUCCACGAACUGGAAAGACAAACUGAAGGUUAUCUCAAGGAGUGAAAGACACAAAGAGAUUGGCUAACACCGCACGCCUUCUCUGGAAUACACACGAUACCGAUUGCGUGGGCCGCCAACCGAGCAAAAGAAAGCUUCAUGUCGAGAUGACAGUCGCCUCGUUAAAAGAUUGCUUGUGAACAGGACGUGACGGGCAAGAAUAUAACGCCGUAGCACUUUCUUCAAUUAGAUUUAAAAAAAAUAAAUAAACUUGAAAAAAAGUGGGGAUACUAAUUCAAGAUAUUGUCCGAAAUAACUCGUCUUCUACGCUCGAAACUUUCGUUCACGAAAUUGCGAAUGCAAUCAGAAAAGUAUAGAGUUGAUGCAUAGCAGGUCGCCAUGACAAUGAUGCCCAACGAAGUAGCCAACGAAUCGCAUUGGUCGGCCAUGGACGAAGACGAGGAACUCAGCGAUGGUUAUGUGGCGUACAGCGAACGACUAGAGACGUACAUCGUGCCCGUCGUGUUCGGCAUCAUCUUCCUAGUGGGUGUCAUCGGCAAUGGCAGCCUUAUAUACGUGCUGUGUCGUCACAAAUCGAUGCGCAGCGUCCCCAACACGUUCAUCUUUAACUUGGCUGUCGGCGACCUGCUCAUCCUCAUUUGCACCGUUCCCUUCACCUCCACAAUCUACACGUUCGACUCGUGGCCCUACGGCGAGUUUGUCUGCAAAGCCUCCGAAUUUGCCAAGGUUAUUGCUGCUGUGCUGGAUGUCUCCAACGAUAGACAAGUCGCGUUCGACACGGAAGAUUUAGUCACAGUUUAUUUUAUUUUAUUUAUUUAUUUUCUGGGACUCUUCAAGAUGAAUGGAAAACCCAGAGUUCUUGGAAGGCAGUCAAUAAAUUCCAAAGACACGUCAGUAGGCGUUUCCGUCUUCACGCUCACGGCCCUCAGCUUCGAUCGGUACACGGCAAUUGUACGACCCGUCCAGUCGUUUGUCAGUGGCCCCAGGUCCAAAUUGGUCAUCGUUUGUCUUGCGGUCAUCUGGCUGACAUCGUUGGUGCUCGCCCUGCCGGCCGUCUUCUUCUCGCAUUUGCUCAAGCAUUCCGGCGAGCGCAUUCCGGACUCGGAGCGGGACGUCGAUGCUAAUGGAACAAUGAUUGGCCCCACGCAUAGGGAAAUUCAUAUUUGUUAUCCUUUCCCUCAAGAAUUCGGACCAGACUAUCCGAGAAUCGUCAUCCUCCUCCGCUUUCUUCUUCAUUAUUUCCUACCUCUCAUCACCAUCGGCACGUUCUACGCAAUUAUGGCUCACCAUCUCCUGCGCAGCGUUCAAAAUAUACCCGGGCAGGCCAUGUUGACAGCCACAUCUGUGCGUCAUAGAUACCAGACAGAACCUUCUUCGUCUAAUCAGUCGGAGCCAACCGUUUUACUCCAGCAACACCAGCAGCCGAAUCAGAAUCGAGCACGUCGCAAACUCGCAAAGAUGGUUCUGUCUUUUGUCGUUCUGUUUGCCGUCUGUUUCUUGCCGAUUCACGUCUACUUCAUGUGGUUCUACUUCAACCCAAACUCGGAGGCUGAAUACAACGCUUUUUGGCACGCAUUAAAGAUAUUCGGAUUCGUCCUGGCGUACACGAAUUCGUGCAUCAAUCCCAUCGCGCUCUACUGCGUCAGCACCAGCUUCCGCAAACAUUUCAACCGAUUGCUUUGCUGUUGCGGGGCAGAUCAAGGCGCUAACGGCCACCACUCGGGUCCAGUCAGCUAUUGCGGUGGCUCGUUGUGCGCGGGCAACGCAGCUAGCUACAGCCGUGCCGGUGGUACAGCACUUCUAACGGAAGAUCCUGCAGCCUUCACUCAUCACUCGAGUGGUCGGCGACAAAAUACCAUGCUCACUUCAAUCAGCCGUCGACAUCCGCAGGCUGAAAAUCAAAAAAAUGUCGAUGGCGACUAUCCGCUCAACGAGUUGCAUCGUCAACUCCAUCAGCCAACGGCAGUGCGCACACAAUCUAGUUGUUGAUUUACGGAGUUCGAUAGAUCUGAAUGCAUUUGAUUUUAAUUUGUUGAUUUUGAUUUUCAUGUUUUUGGCAAAUCAAAUUUGGCGCCUAGGCAAUUUGUACGAUUUUUUUCGUACACAUUUACACAGGUCCCAGCACACAAUUUGUUUUCGAUUGGCUGACAAAAUUGUUAUUCACGUAAUCAUGUAAUACUAUCACGGGCGCAAAACAGAUCAUUAUUUUAUUAUUUUUGUUUUUCUUCUUUGCCUCUUUUUAUCUUUUAAAAUCGAAUUCUGAACUCUCAUCACAUCGAGCUAGUACCUCGCAAUAUCUUCUGUUUCCUUCUGGAUAUUUUUGUUUAUUGUUUAUUGUUUUUUUUUCUGCUUGCUGGUGCUGUAUUAACCCCCCUGAGCUGUCACCACUUCACUCCCUUGGAGCUUCUCUCCGUGGUUAAGAACCACACAAUUGGCCGGGUUCUGUGUUUGUGUUUCGAUCGGGAGCAGACAGAAGUGUUUUUAUUUAGAUUUUCAAUUGUGUACUCGAGUUCGUUCUUCAGCAGUGCGGCCCCAUUCUCUUUUGAUUUUCUUCCUAUUGUUAUUGUUGUAACAACCCCCAUACACCUAACGAAAGAGACGUUAACAAAUAAACAGUAGAACGCGGCCGCCACGUCUACAUAAA